Bombus huntii is the source of this 830-nucleotide messenger RNA. Its product is annotated as HIG1 domain family member 2A, mitochondrial. The record is from RefSeq and is a predicted model, not a curated record. The transcript is spliced from 4 exons. Gene Ontology annotation, cellular component: mitochondrion. Lineage: Eukaryota; Metazoa; Arthropoda; Insecta; Hymenoptera; Apidae. Bases 168 to 497 code for a protein of 109 amino acids. Gene Ontology annotation, biological process: mitochondrial respirasome assembly.
UUCAUAUUUUGUUCCAUGUAUCGACUUUCGUUAUUAAAAUAAAUUCAACAAUUUAAAAUAUCAUGGAAUAGCACAAACAAUAGAGAAAAAGAAGUAGUACGUUAUAAAUAGUAGGGACAACAUAUUGAUGGAGGGGAUUCCAAACCCAUUUUAUCACAUAAUAAAAAAUGCUGGCAGGUACAACAAAAGAUCAAAAAACGUUAGAUGAAUUAGAAUGGAUUCAAGUAGUACGUACUGAGUUGAAUGAAAAUGCUAAUAUCAAACAGCCGAAAGGAGCAAUACAAAAAUUCAAAGAGAAUCCUUUAGUACCUAUAGGUGCUACAGCAACUGUAGCUGCUCUGAGUUAUGGCUUGUACAAUACUUUUAUAGGGAAUAGUCAAAUGGCGCAAUAUAUGAUGCGUAGUCGAGUUGCAGCACAAGCUUUCACUAUUAUAGCCAUGGUUGGUGGACUCAUAGUUAUGGGGAAAAAACCAAGAGUUAACAAUCCAAUAUUAUGAAUAAUUUUAUUAAGUUCGUUUACACAAAUGUCAAAUGACAAAUCUUAUUGAAGAAAUACCUAUAAGAUUUUAAUGAAAUGAAUAAUGGUAUGAGAGUAUACUAUCAUUGAUGCAUUAUUAUAAUAUUUAAAGAGAAAUUUAGGUGAUAUAUUUAAAAUACCUAUUCUCGAAAAAAUGCAUAGGUAAGUCGGUUCUAAAAAUAAAAUUGGCAUUUCUAUAUAUUCAAAUUUUUACAAUUUUUAUUCUUAUAUUAUUCACAGGUUUUAAUAACUAUAAUUUUUAUUACUUAGAAAAUAUUAAUAUACUUGAAAUAAAACUUUUAUGUAGAGCAAA